This is a messenger RNA of Brassica napus (rape), 690 nucleotides long. RefSeq names its product glycine-rich RNA-binding protein 4, mitochondrial-like. NCBI's taxonomy places the organism in Eukaryota, Viridiplantae, Streptophyta, Magnoliopsida, Brassicales, Brassicaceae. The record is from RefSeq and is a predicted model, not a curated record. Gene Ontology annotation, molecular function: RNA binding. The coding region runs from base 101 to 532 and encodes 143 amino acids. The transcript is spliced from 4 exons.
UUUUCGAAUUCAAGCUAGCUAGACUGUUAACUCCAUGGAGAAAUGGUACUAAACCCAAUUAUCAAAGCGAAAUUAAAAAAAGUUCAUCACUUUGAUCAUCAUGAGGUAUGGUAUUGAGAUGCUUGUGAGACGAGUUUCAGCGAUACCUCAACAUUCGAUUCCUUCUAGCUUCCAUCUUCUUCCUCGUUUUUGCUCAUCUUCUUCUGCUUCGCCUAGUUCCAAGCUGUUCAUUGGAGGAUUAUCUUACUCUGUGGACGAACAAUCUCUCAAAGACGCUUUCUCUUCCUUCGGGAAGAUCGAAGAAGUUAGGAUUGCUUACGACAAGGGAAGUGGGAGGUCAAGAGGAUUCGGUUUUGUUGAUUUUGCUGAGAAAGACGAUGCUCUUUCUGCAAAACACGCCAUGGAUGGAAAGGGAUUAUUUGGUCGGCCAUUGAGGAUAGGUUUUGCACUUCAGAAGGUGCGUGGUGGUCCUGUGGUUGUUCAACGUUUUGGGAAACCUAAUAGCGACAGAGAGAAGAAGGUCUUCAAGUGAUGUCUGCAUCAUCUCAUAGGAUCAACCAAAUGACAAUAGUCAGCAUUGUUUGUAUACGCUCAUGGUUGUCUUUGGUUUAACUUUGUGGUAUCAAAAAGUUGUAGUGUGAAAGACUUUGACUUUAUAAAGAUUUUACACAGAGAAUAAGAGUAGCUUAU